Messenger RNA from Zingiber officinale, 1674 nucleotides. RefSeq lists its product as uncharacterized. The transcript is spliced from 5 exons. Bases 1 to 1674 code for a protein of 557 amino acids. Lineage: Eukaryota; Viridiplantae; Streptophyta; Magnoliopsida; Zingiberales; Zingiberaceae. The record is from RefSeq and is a predicted model, not a curated record.
AUGCAAGAAAAGAGUAAUUUGAAGAAUCAAAUAGAUGAAAUUCCUCAUUCUGAUGAUGUUGAUAAUUUGGAAGAUUUGGAAGAACAUGAAGAAGAUGAUCAUCAAACUAAAGUGAAAGGGAAACGACCAAUAUCUAAUUCAAGCAACCAUCCUACGAUCCAAGCAAAGAUGUGCAAAAAUAAAGGACAAUUUGAAGAAAAUAAAAAGAAGGUAAGAGAUAUUACAGUUGAGAAAUUUGCAAGAUGGAUCUAUGAUGCUGGAAUUCCCUUCAAUGUUGUAAAAUAUGAUUCUUUUGAGCCUUGUAUUGAAGCUAUUGAACAAUUUGGAUCGGGGAUGAAACCUCCAUCAUAUCAUGAAGUGAGGGUUAUGUAUUUGAAGGAGUUAGCAAAUACGAACUCGCUUCUCAAAUCCCAUGAAGAAGAUCAUGCUAAGUUUGGGUGCACAAUCAUGGCAGAUGGAUGGACUGAUAAAAAGAGUAGGACUCUUAUAAAUUUUUUGGUGAAUGGUCCCAAAGGAAGUGUAUUUGUCGAAUCAGUUGAUGCUUCAGGCUAUUCUCACAUAGCGGACAAGAUGUUUGAGUUACUUUCUAAAUUUGUGUAUCGCAUUGGAGAAAAAAAUAUGGUUCAAAUUGUAACAAAUAAUGCAAGUUGUAAUAUCAGUGCAGGUCAUCUUUUGGAAAAUCGAUUUCCACACUUGUACUGGACUCCUUGUGUAGCUCAUUGUUUAGAUUUGUUGCUCGAGGAUAUAUUCAAAAUUCAUCUCAAAAAAUUACAUGAACGAGCAUUGAUGGUUAAUGGUUAUAUUUACAAUAGACCACAAGUAUUAAGCAUGAUGAGAGAGUUUACUGGACAGAGAGACAUGGUAAAAACCGCAAAGACACAUUUCGCAACCGCUUUUUUGACUUUAAAGCGGUUUCAUGUACAACAACCAAAUUUGAGAAAGAUGUUUACAUCUGAAAAGUGGGCAAAUAGUCGAUUUUCUAAGGAGGCUAUAGGAAAACGUGUAGCAGAAGUGAUAUUGAUGCAUCCUUUUUGGAAAAAUAUGGUUUUUGUAUUAAGGGUUGGUGACCCAUUGGUGAAAGUAUUACGGCUGGUAGACGAUGAAAAAAGGUCUCCUAUGGGUUAUAUUUAUGAGUCAAUGGACAGGGCCAAAGAAGCUAUCACUGUGUCAUUUAAUAAUAAUGAAGAGAAAUAUCGUAGCAUUUUUGAACUCAUUGACAAAAGAUGGAACAUUCAACUCCAUCGACCUUUGCACGCAGCUGGAUAUUUCUUGAGUCCAGAGUGUUUUUACUCAAACUUUGACAUAGAAAAUGAUACAGAAGUGAUGGAGGGUUUGUACAAGCGCAUAGCCAGAUUAGUGAGAGGUGAGGAUUUACAAGAUAAGAUCACGAACCAAUUGGAAAAAUACAAGAAAGCAGAAGGACUUUUUGGUUUGCCAUUGGCUAUUCGACAAAGAACUUUAAAAUCGCCAGAGAUAGAUGAUAGUAAUGAAUGGUUGUUGGGUAAAUUAGAUGACAGUGAUAAAGACAAUGAUAAUGAUUUUGUCUACGAAGAAGAAAUUAAUCUUGAUGAUGAAACUGAAGAAGAGGAUACUGAUGGAUACAAAUCAAGCGAUGGAGCUGAUGACGUAGAUUUGGACAAUGAAGAUGAAAAAGAUGAUUAUUUUGAUAUUUGA